ACAUACAGCACAUUAAGCGCAGGGACAUCCUCCUGAAGAGGGAGCUGGGAGAGGGGGCGUUCGGGAAGGUCUUCCUGGCUGAGUGCUACAACCUGAUUCCCACCAAGGAUACCAUGCUGGUGGCUGUCAAGACACUGAAACCAACAGCGUGUCCCUUUGGUUCCCAGAGCCUGAAGGACCCCAACCUGUCAGCCAGAAAAGACUUCCAGAGAGAAGCUGAGCUGCUCACCAACCUCCAGCACGACCACAUUGUUAAGUUCUAUGGGGUCUGUGUGGAUGGAGAUCCCCUCAUCAUGGUGUUUGAGUACAUGAAGCAUGGGGACCUCAACAAGUUCCUCAGAGUCCAUGGUCCAGAUGCUAUGAUCCUUGUGGAUGGCCAUCCCGUUCAAACUGACGGAGAGCUGGGUCUGUCCCAGAUGUUACACAUCGCUACCCAGAUCUCAGCCGGCAUUGUGUACCUGGCCUCCCAGCACUUUGUCCACAGAGACCUGGCCACCAGGAACUGUCUAGUGGGCAACGGGCUGUUGGUGAAGAUAGGAGACUUCGGGAUGUCCAGAGACAUCUACAGCACAGACUACUACAGG
Messenger RNA from Oncorhynchus kisutch (coho salmon), 584 nucleotides. Its product is annotated as NT-3 growth factor receptor-like. Gene Ontology annotation, biological process: multicellular organism development; cellular response to nerve growth factor stimulus; positive regulation of kinase activity. The annotation marks the transcript as partial. Gene Ontology annotation, molecular function: transmembrane receptor protein tyrosine kinase activity; neurotrophin binding; ATP binding. The transcript has 3 exons. The record is from RefSeq and is a predicted model, not a curated record. NCBI's taxonomy places the organism in Eukaryota, Metazoa, Chordata, Actinopteri, Salmoniformes, Salmonidae. Gene Ontology annotation, cellular component: plasma membrane; signaling receptor complex; axon.